This is a messenger RNA of Gastrolobium bilobum, 870 nucleotides long. RefSeq lists its product as uncharacterized. The record is from RefSeq and is a predicted model, not a curated record. NCBI's taxonomy places the organism in Eukaryota, Viridiplantae, Streptophyta, Magnoliopsida, Fabales, Fabaceae. The coding region runs from base 1 to 870 and encodes 289 amino acids. The transcript has a single exon.
AUGCAAGUUCAUGUGAUUAACAGGCUCAAUCAUAUCCUCAAUUAUGUUCAGAAGCAAAACUCAUCAUUUGCCUCUCAGUUUCAACCUGCUUCCAUAGCUUACAAUCUCUGCAAAUGGGGUGCUCUUAUUCUCGCUCUACUCGCCACCUUCCGCACCAUUCUCAUCAUCAUAUUCCGUCAACACGUUCCUUCCAUUCCUCUUCUCAUCCACCAUGGUGAUGAUGAUUACAGCGACACCGAAGAAGAAGAUGAACUCUCGAACUCGACUUUAUCAUCGGAAUCUGAAGACGACGACGACGACGACGAACAAGACAGAACCGGUGAGUAUUUCAGAGUUAGAGGUUCCGGCAACGGUGACGGCGGGUUCCUGCGACGUCGUCGUAGCAUUGGCGAUAUCUUCUCGCUUUCAGAAAUUGUCAACAGUAAAAGCGUGGUUAAGCUAUGGGACACCAUAGGGUUUGGUUUCGACCAUUGCGCCUCCUCUGACGGAAGCGUCGUUUCGGUUUACGGCGUUAACGAGGAGCAAGGACUCCGACCCAUCCCCACCGGAAAACCACCUACUCCGGCGGUUUCCUGUUCUUCACCUGCGGUGGUGGUUUCCGCUGGAGAAAACUCGUCGGGGAAUUUGGCGCUGAGUAUUUGGGACACGCGGCUCCGGCGUCGGAUACCGGCGAUGUUGGCGGAGUGGGGGCCCAGCCUUGGAAAGACCGUUGGAGUAGAAUCCGGCGGAGUCCAGCUGGUUUAUGUCAGAGAUGACAGCCGUCACGGGUUGACAGUUGGUGACAUGAGAAAUGUCAGAUCGCCGUUAGAAAACGUAACGGAAUCCAACCUUGAUCAGUGCUGGCCAAAUUCCUUCGUGCUCAAAAUUUAA